This is a messenger RNA of Penicillium maclennaniae, 1125 nucleotides long. RefSeq names its product 25S rRNA (uracil2634-N3)-methyltransferase. Gene Ontology annotation, cellular component: cytoplasm. Gene Ontology annotation, biological process: rRNA base methylation. NCBI's taxonomy places the organism in Eukaryota, Fungi, Ascomycota, Eurotiomycetes, Eurotiales, Aspergillaceae. The transcript has 2 exons. The coding region runs from base 1 to 1125 and encodes 374 amino acids. The record is from RefSeq and is a predicted model, not a curated record. Gene Ontology annotation, molecular function: rRNA (uridine-N3-)-methyltransferase activity.
AUGCCUCGUAAGAAGCAAAAGGGUCCCCAGCCUCGGUCCAUUCGACCCGGUCCUCACAAGCCAGGCUCAUCCUCUCAGCCCAAGACCAAGGGAACCAAGCAGGAUUCGACACCUGCCAAAGAUACACAGAAAAAGGGCCCGGUGCAGGCGAAUCAACAACCUAUCGUACCAUUUCUGCGAGGAGAUCGCAUUUUGUUAAUCGGAGAAGGUGACUUCUCCUUCGCCCGCUCACUAGCAAAGCAAUAUAAAUGCCGCAAAUUGCUAGCAACCUGUUACGAUUCCCAGGAAACUCUCUUCGAGAAAUAUCCCCAAGCAGAGCAAAACAUUCAAGACAUUCUGCACUCCAAGCCCAGAUCAAAGAGUACAGAAGAUUCCGAACUCCCUAAAGAGGACAAGAAGGAAUCUCCUGCUCCCAAAGUUCUGUUCUCAAUCGACGCCCGCAAACUCGGCUCCCAAGGCGGCGGCGGUAAAGAGGUCAGAAAUGGCUAUCCUCGUCGUGAACGCAAGAUUCCAGCAUGGAGAGCCCCGCGUCAGACUCCCGCACGCCCGCCGAAGCCGAGUGGACCGUGGGAUGUGAUCUGUUUCAAUUUCCCGCAUGUGGGUGGCAUUUCGACGGAUGUGAAUCGCCAGGUGAGGUUUAAUCAGGAGCUUUUGGUGGCGUUUUUCAAGGCUUGUGGGCCUUUGCUUUCCAGUGCUCCGGCGCCGGUUGAUGAGGAUGAUGAAGAUUACGAGUGGGACGGGGAUGAAGAGGAAGAGGGAGAGGAAGAGGACGAGGAUGAGGAGGAAGAGGGGGAUGCACAGACUUCUGGAAAGGCUACGAGGACUGGACCCGGUCAGGUCCUUGUUUCUCUUUUCGAGGCAGAGCCGUACACGCUUUGGAAUAUUAAGGAUUUGGCUCGGCACGCGGGGUUGCAGGUGGUUACAAGUUUCAAGUUCCCGUGGAGUUCCUACGAGGGGUAUUCACAUGCUCGGACUCUGGGCGAGGUAGAGGGGAAGAACGGGGGAAGAGGUGGAUGGCGUGGUGAGGACCGUGAAGCGAGGAUGUAUGUGUUUGAGGCGAAGCAGGAGGCUCCGCGGAAGGGGAAGAAGAAGAGGGCGAGGGAUGCGGAGAGUGAUAGCGAGUAG